UAUAUAAGGAGUAAAAGAUGUGGCAAAUAAGGUGUAAGUCUUGGGCCACCUAAAUUCUUUUGGUGGGCACCAAAAGGCCCAAAGAAUAAAUAAUUUAAACGCAUGUUCAGAUUUGCGAUUGCAACGGAAUCAGAACGGUGGGCGGUGGUGGGUUUCGGAGGUAAAAAGCCAACAAGUACAAUUCUCAGCAUGCCUCGUUACAAAGACGAACCCCCGGCGGUUCGCGUCUAUACAGUCUGCGACGAAUCCAGAUAUUUGAUUGUGAGGAACGUUCCCUCGCUGGGAUGUGGCGAUGACUUGUUGAAACUCUUCGCUACUUAUGGAGACGUUGAAGAAUGCAAACCGAUGGAUGCAGAAGAUUGUGAGCAAUUUACCGAUGUUUAUUGGAUCAAAUUUCGACUCAUCAGCAAUGCCAGGUUUGCGAAGAAAAAAAUGGACGAGUUUGUUUUCUUGGGGAACCGUUUGCAGGUCUCAUAUGCUCCUCAAUUUGAGAGCCUUGAUGACACUAAGGAUAAGUUAGAAGGCAGAAGAAAGGAAGUCCUUGCAAGAUUGAAGCCUCAAAGAUCUAAAGGGCAUCCAGUUCAUAAUCCGUUCACUUCCAAUGAGGCUCCAUCCCUUGCUGCUUCAUCUCAACAACUUCCCAAGCAGACAAAUUCUAGGCUGAGGGGUGUUGGAGAUUCAGAUUACAAGUCUCACACUAUUAAUAAUCCAUUAACCAGAGUGUCAUCUGACAAGGAUUACUUCCCUUCCCAGUCAAUGAAUCAGGCAGUUAAAAUGGUCAGGGACAAACUUAACAAGAUUCAAUCAAGCACUGAGCACUUACAAGCUGGACCUGCACCCAAGAAAACACGAGUGGACAAUAGAAAAAGAAUCUGAAGAAAUUUUUAGAAUGGAGUAGGGGGCUGAACGUGAAAAGUGUGUUAAUUCUAUCUUUGCCACAACUGUUUUUUACUGCCCAUGAUAUCCUUCAUUUAGUCGUCACAUAUGUUGUAAAUCUUGGUACAGUUCAACAUAAACAUCAUUUGGUUUAUGUGUAAUUAACUAUUUGGCAAGUAGAAAGAAUGUCUUUGGCAUUGAA
Molecule: messenger RNA, 1078 nt
Organism: Durio zibethinus
Lineage: Eukaryota; Viridiplantae; Streptophyta; Magnoliopsida; Malvales; Malvaceae
Product: RNA-binding (RRM/RBD/RNP motifs) family protein
Cellular component (GO): nucleoplasm
Molecular function (GO): RNA binding
Source: RefSeq, a predicted model, not a curated record